Molecule: messenger RNA, 933 nt
Organism: Suncus etruscus (white-toothed pygmy shrew)
Lineage: Eukaryota; Metazoa; Chordata; Mammalia; Eulipotyphla; Soricidae
Product: taste receptor type 2 member 4-like
Exons: 1
Coding region: 1-933 (310 amino acids)
Biological process (GO): G protein-coupled receptor signaling pathway; detection of chemical stimulus involved in sensory perception of bitter taste; sensory perception of taste
Cellular component (GO): membrane
Molecular function (GO): G protein-coupled receptor activity; bitter taste receptor activity
Source: RefSeq, a predicted model, not a curated record
AUGUAUCAAGAAGAUGAUUUAUACACUAUUUACUCUUCUGUUAUUGUUGCCUCCAUUUUUUGUUCUGUGGGAUUCACUGCAAAUCUGUUUAUUGCAAUUUUUAAUUGUAAGAAUUGGAUGAAAAGUCACAGAGUUGUUUCAUCUGACAAGAUUCUGUUCAGCUUGGUUGUUGCCCGACUUCUUAUGCCUGCAUUGUUUAUCUUUUACUUGAUUUGCCUCUUCACCUCUUCAGCUCUUCUGAAGUUAGUCAAUGGAUCUUCUUUUUUCAUGGUGUUCUUGUUGUUUAUGGACACCUGUAGCCUGUGGUUUGUGACCUUGCUGAACACCUUGUACUGUGUGAAGAUUUCUAAUUUCCAUCACUCAGUGUUUAUCUUGAUGAAACAAAAUUUCUCCCCAAAGAUCCCCUGGCUGAUGCUGGCUGUUGUGCUGAUUUCUGCCUUUAGCACUCUCCCAUACAUUGUGUUGAUACCAGCUGCAACAUUUCCAGUACUUGUGCCUGAGAAAAAUGGCACAGAUUUUGGCUUCAAAGAGAAUUCUUUGUUGUUGCUGAUUCCUUAUGUCCUCAGUUUUUCUCUGCAGUUCAUCAUGAAUGUGAUGUCAGCUUCCUUGCUGAUAGAUUCCUUGAGGAGACACAUACAAAAAAUGCAGAGAAAUAUCACUGGAUUUUGGAAUCCCCAGACUGAAGCUCAUGUGGGUGCCAUGAAACUGAUGAUCUAUUUCCUCAUCCUCUACAUUCCCCACAUGGCUUUCACCCUGUUUCUUUAUUUACCUUAUUAUUUCAGCAUGAAUUUGGGAACCAGAUUCAUUUGCAUGGCAAUUUCUACCGUUUAUCAUCCAGGACAUUCUGUUCUUAUUAUUCUCACACAACCUAAACUGAAAACAAAAGCUAAGCAGAUUCUUUGUUUCUAUAAUAGAAUUUUUAGAGAUCAAUAG